AUGUCGGCGGCGUCGCGGGCGGUGCUGGCGGGCGCCGUGCUGGUCUCGGGCGGCGUCAUCGCGGGCGUCCACCUGCAGCAGCGGCGGCUGAGGGAGAAGCUACGUGAAGGAGUGGCCAGAGACGUCGAAAGACAGAGCUAUAAACAAGGAUCUCUUGACUGUUUCGAGGAAAAGCCUUCCUUCACCAAGCAAAUGGAAAUGGAAAGGAGCAAAGUGCUGAGGCCAAGAGCGUCCCAACAGUGA
This is a messenger RNA of Varanus komodoensis (Komodo dragon), 243 nucleotides long. RefSeq names its product protein PET117 homolog, mitochondrial. The coding region runs from base 1 to 243 and encodes 80 amino acids. Lineage: Eukaryota; Metazoa; Chordata; Lepidosauria; Squamata; Varanidae. The transcript has 2 exons. Gene Ontology annotation, cellular component: mitochondrion. The record is from RefSeq and is a predicted model, not a curated record. Gene Ontology annotation, biological process: mitochondrial respiratory chain complex IV assembly.